Chanos chanos (milkfish) is the source of this 1035-nucleotide messenger RNA. RefSeq names its product follistatin b (gene fstb). Gene Ontology annotation, molecular function: collagen binding; calcium ion binding; extracellular matrix binding. Gene Ontology annotation, biological process: anatomical structure development. Bases 4 to 1035 code for a protein of 343 amino acids. The record is from RefSeq and is a predicted model, not a curated record. The transcript has 6 exons. Lineage: Eukaryota; Metazoa; Chordata; Actinopteri; Gonorynchiformes; Chanidae.
AGGAUGCUACACUUACCGCAGCUCCGCCAGGGCGUGAUUGCGCUUUUCAUUUGGCUCGCGCACUUAAUGGAACAACAUAAAGUGCAAGCUGGCAACUGCUGGCUUCAGCAGGGAAAGAACGGAAGAUGCCAAGUGUUAUAUAUGUCUGGGAUGAGCCGGGAGGACUGCUGUAAAAGUGGCCGACUGGGGACCGCAUGGACCGAGGAGGAUGUGCCCAAUAACACGUUAUUCCGAUGGUUGAUCUUCAACGGUGGUGCCCCAAAUUGCAUACCAUGCAAAGAAACGUGUGAUAACGUUGAUUGCGGUCCUGGAAAGAGGUGUAAGAUGAACAAGAGGAACAAACCCCGUUGCGUCUGCGCCCCAGACUGCUCCAAUGUCACAUGGAAGGGUCCAGUGUGUGGCUCAGAUGGCAAAACCUACCGUAAUGAGUGUGCACUCCUCAGAGCCAGGUGCAAGAGACACCCUGACCUCACAGCUCAGUACCAGGGCAAGUGCAGAAAAACAUGCCAUGACGUUCGAUGCCCUGGAAGCUCCACGUGUGUAGUCGACCAGACCAACAACGCCUACUGUGUGACAUGCAACCGCCUGUGCCCAGAGGUGACAUCACCAGUGCAGUCCCUCUGUGGGAACGAUGGGAUUGUAUACUCCAGUGCCUGCCAUCUAAGAAGGGCCACAUGCAUUCUUGGGAGGUCUAUUGGGGUGGCAUAUGAAGGAAAAUGCAUAGACGCCAGGUCAUGCGAGGACAUUAAGUGCCGGGAAGGCAAGAGGUGCCUGUGGGAUUCUCGGACGGGUCGGGGCCGCUGUUCCGUGUGUGAGGACGUCUGCCCGGAGAGUCGCCCUGGUGACAGUGUGUGUGCCAGCGACAAUACCACCUACCCCAGCGAGUGCGCCAUGAGGCAAGCAGCCUGUUCACAAGGCCUAGUCCUGGAGGUCAAACACUCUGGCUCCUGCAACUCCAUUACAGAGGAGCUGGAGGAAGAGGAGGAGGAGGAAGACCAGUACUACAUGGAUUACGUUCAUGUAUCUCCACUAUAA